CUGGCUGUGUGACGCCACUUCUCGCGAGAUGAGACUUGCGCUUGAGCCUUAGUUGCCCGGCAGGAGCCGAGGACCUGGGACAUGUAAGCGGUGUUGGGGACAUUUAAGCAGCCACAGUGACAAGGAAAUUGGCCCUGUCUGCUAACAUGAAAUUCCUAUGCCAUCCUUAGAGAAACAAGAAGAAUGUCUCUGAUGAAUGAGAAUAUCACCUAACCAAUGAAACACUUGGCACCAUUUUUGAUGUUGAUUGCACGAUACAGACUGUAGUGGCCCUAACAAAAAGACUUCUGUGGAAUGAAGCUCCAGCGGGUACAGCUGAAGUGUAAGAAUUUGCAUGAGUUUCUUCAGGAACUCAGCCCAGGGGUGCUCGAUCAAUUGUACAACCAUCCAGCAACAUGUUUGGCUGUGUUCAGGGAACUCCCAGGACUGGCCAAAAAUUAUGUGAUGCGUAUGCUAUUUCUGGAACAACCCUUGCCUCAAGCUGCGGUUGCAUUAUGGGUUAAGAAGGAAAAUUUCAAGGAGCAUGAGGAGAAUACACAAGUCCUGACUGGGUUACGGCUUUGGCACACACAGCAGCUUCCUGGUGGGCUACAGGGUCUGAUUCUCAAUCCAAUCUUUAGAGAAAAUCUUAAAAUAGCUCUGCUUGGCGGGGGAAAACCUUGGGCAGAUGAUGGUUGCCUACUAGGCCCUGAUAAACAUGGAAAAGAUGUGGUCUCGUUGGAUAAGUAUGCAGAAGAGAGAUGGGAGGUUAUUUUACAUUUUAUGGUUGGGUCUCCAAGUGCUGCUGUUAGCCAGGACUUGGCACAACUGCUUAUACAGGCCGGCCUUAUGAAAAGUGAGUCUGGGGAAGCCCCCUGUAUUUCAUCAGCUGGCUUCCAAUUUUUGCUUUUGGACACACCUUCUCAGCUCUGGUAUUUUAUGCUUCAAUAUCUCAAAUCCGCAGAGUCUCGUGGGAUGAUUCUGGUGGAAAUACUCUCCUUCAUGUUCCAGUUAAGCUUCUCAACAUUGGGAAAGGAUUACUCUGUGGAAGGGAUGAGUGAUUCCUUACUUACUUUUCUUCAACACUUGCGUGAAUUCGGCCUUGUGUUUCAAAGAAAGAGAAAGUCCCGCCGUUACUAUCCAACACGUCUGGCUAUAAACCUCGCAUCUGGAAUAUCUGGAUCAGUUGUUGACAGCCAUAAGCAAGGGUUUAUUGUUGUGGAAACAAACUACAGAAUAUAUGCAUACACAGAUUCAGAGCUGCAGAUUGCUCUGAUUGCCCUGUUUUCUGAAAUGCUGUAUCGCUUCCCAAACCUGGUUGUGGCACAGGUCACUCGAGAGAAUGUACAGCAAGCUAUAGGAAAUGGCAUCACCGCUGAGCAGAUAAUCCAUUUUCUGAGGACAAGAGCACAUCCAGUGAUGUUGCAGCAGAACCCAGUGCUUCCACCAACAAUUACUGACCAAAUUCGACUGUGGGAACUGGAGAGAGACCGUCUACGUUUCUCUGAAGGUGUCCUGUACAACCAGUUUUUAUCCCAAGUGGACUUUGAACUUUUGAGAAAUUAUGCACGAGACCUUGGAGUGCUGGUGUUUGAGAAUCCAGCCAAGCGUGUGAUGGUGGUGACACCUGGAGGACAUUCUGAUGUUAAGCGCUUCUGGAAACGCCAAAAGCACAGCUCCUAAGCUUUACAUGUCAUGGUCACUCUGGGUGAAACAACUGUAACUUUUAUAUGGGGUCUUCCAGUUUUGUGACAAAAAAACUAAUAUUUACUAUCAUUUGCUGCUAAGGAACACCCUCAAUGUCAUAAUCUUUUCAUCAUCAAAGGGGGUUUUGUUCCCAAAUCUUGCUUUUUAGGGUCCUAGGAUUGAAAGGGUUAUAAUGAUGGCUGCCGUGUGUUAUGAAAGACUGUAAAAUCACUUCCUUAGACACCAGAUAAAGCAAGUUAUAUGUCCUUAUUGUCUUCAGUGUUACUACUGUGUGGCAAACUUUGCUCCAUCUGUAAAUUGUGAAUUGAGAAAGAGGGUAUUAUCCAUACAGUGCAGAUGUUUACGUUGGACCCCUGAAAACAAUACCCAGCUUAUAUUAGCUUGGCCAGUUUCAACCAUGCUAUCCAAACAGCUGUCAUGUUUGACACCUCCAAGGUUCAGUUUCAACAGACCACCCUAAAGUCCUGUCGCAUCACAGUCCCAACAAAUUGAAAAUAAUAUCUGCCUCCGCUUGUCAGGUGGAUGGUGAAUUGGAAGCUGCAGAAGUGAGAGGAACUACAUCUCCUUCAUACUUUUUCACCAUUAUUCAUGAUUGACAUUAUUUUAAUAUAAUCUGCCCUGCAAAAACACUGUAGGAGACAUAAUCGGUCCAUGAAAUAUAACAAAUUGGACAGCACUGCCCCAACUAUGUUUUGCUGAAUUAGUAUAAUUAAGUUCAUUGUACAGAUUUAAAUGCACUGUUAUUCUAAUACAACGAAAAAGGUUUUUCAUGAAGAACCUUUUUGCUUUUCCGUUUUGCACAUCAGUAAAUCUAGAGAGCUGUUCAAAUAUAUGAAAGUUGAUGCUACAAAGGUUUUGUAAUAAAGAAUCUCCACUAUAUAACAGUGAACAUUAUAAGUAAUAAAGAUAAAUAAAAUAAUUACCUAGAUUGUUUUCCUUGUUAGAUGGAAGAAAUACUCUGGUUAAUCGACCGUUUGGUGUGAUCCUAAAUGGGCAAAAUGGAAAAAACAGGCCCAAUUAUGACCCUAUUUAGAGUGUGUAGCAGUAAAGGGUGCAUAAUCAUCAUUUUCAGCAGCCAAUCAGCAGCUGAAUUGUUUCAGCAUCAGAACUGAAGGAAGUAGCAAAGGACAAACAGAACAUGCUUAUGAUGAUUAUAAAUACUUUUAUUACAAAUGUUUAAUGAUUUUGUAAAGUUGCUUACAAUUAAAACUGAUUUCAU
Molecule: messenger RNA, 2905 nt
Organism: Xenopus tropicalis (tropical clawed frog)
Lineage: Eukaryota; Metazoa; Chordata; Amphibia; Anura; Pipidae
Gene: gtf2h4
Product: general transcription factor IIH subunit 4
Exons: 15
Coding region: 295-1662 (455 amino acids)
Biological process (GO): nucleotide-excision repair; transcription by RNA polymerase II
Cellular component (GO): transcription factor TFIIH core complex; nucleus
Molecular function (GO): ATPase activator activity
Source: RefSeq, a predicted model, not a curated record